AUGAAUUCACUUAAUUUAGAUGCAAUCUAUCAAGCUAAACGUUUAUUCAAUGAUAAUAUCUCAUUCAUAUAUCAUAGUAAUAAUUAUUCUAAUUUAAAAUUAAAUGAAUUACUGAAUAGAAAUUUGACAUUAUUUUGGACAACUAUGCAUCAAUGUUUAGAUUUAAAUGACUUAAUACAACAACAAGUGAUUUUAUUAAAUCAUUCUAUUGUCAUAGCAACUAUAAAUCAAACUAGUCAUAAUUUAUUUGCACCAACACAAUUACAAUCAUUAUAUACAUGGUGUAAUUUAGGUAGAUCAACAUGGUUUACUAAUGUAUUUACAUUAAUGCAUCAUAAUUCAUGGCAAGAGAAAGUAUCUAUUAAAUUACAAAAAUAUUUAUUACCUAUAUUAUUAUUCAUGAAUCGUUUAAGUCUUCUAACAUCUAUAACAGGUAUUUAUCAUCUAUGUAAAUUAUCCAAUAAAUCUAAUCAAAAGAUCAUGAUCUUAAUGAGAUGUCAAUCUAUUAUAGAAAAUUAUUUCCCAGCAACAUGGCCAUUAUUAUUAUGGUAUUGUAUUAUUGGUUUAUUAUGGUUAUUAUUAAUAUUUGGUUUAAAUAUGAUGACAUCACAUCAAUAUUUCAAUAUUCAUAUUAGUAUCCAUAGUCAUGAUAAUUAUUGUCGUAUUAUAACUUAUUUAAAAAAUAUAUUAAGAUAUAUACCAACAUGGUUAAUGAGUUUAAUGUUAUGUGAUCGAGCUAUUGGUGAAUAUCGUAAUCGAAAUCAUAUUUAUACAAUGAUCAUAUCAUGUAAUCAUCAUGAUGAAUCAAUAAUCAAUAAAAAUCGAUUAAAUCAAUUAUCUAGUCAAUAUUGUAAUCAAUGUAUUACUAAUCAAUCAAUCAAUAAUCAAUUAAUAAUCCCUAAAAUAAUCUAUAAUAAUGAUAAUAAUAAUGUAACAUCAUAUGAUAUGAAUGAUCCUGAUCAAUAUCAUUCAUUAUCAAAACGAUCUUAUUUUCAUACCUUUCUAUUAUAUUUUAAAAAGAAAUUAUAUUUUGAUUGUAUUCUAUAUGGAUUGAAACAAACAUCUAAAAAACAAUUUCAAUCAUUGAAUAGAAACAAUGAUUACGUAAUAUCAUGUAAAGAAUGUAGUAAUCCUACUACUAAUCAUGAUUAUGAGAGAUUAUUAAAUGAUUUAUGUCAUUGGAAUGAAUGUGGUUUAAGUCGAAUAGCUGUCAAGAUAUCUCCCUGUCUUGAAAUGGUUAAUAAUAAUAAUGAUGGUAGUACACUAGUCACUAAGGUAUAUCAUAAUACUAUGAAUUCACUUAAUUUAGAUGCAAUCUAUCAAGCUAAACGUUUAUUCAAUGAUAAUAUCUCAUUCAUAUAUCAUAGUAAUAAUUAUUCUGAUUUAAAAUUAAAUGAAUUACUGAAUAGAAAUUUGACAUUAUUUUGGUCAACUAUGCGUCAAUGUUUAGAUUUAAAUGACUUAAUACAACAACAAGUGAUUUUAUUAAAUCAUUCUAUUGUCAUAGCAACUAUGAAUCAAACUAGUCAUAAUUUAUUUGCACCAACACAAUUACAAUCAUUAUAUACAUGGUGUAAUUUAGGUAGAUCAACAUGGUUUACUAAUGUAUUUACAUUAAUGCAUCAUAAUUCAUGGCAAGAGAAAGUAUCUAUUAAAUUACAAAAAUAUUUAUUACCUAUAUUAUUAUUCAUGAAUCGUUUAAGUCUUCUAACAUCUAUAACAGGUAUUUAUCAUCUAUGUAAAUUAUCCAAUAAAUCUAAUCAAAAGAUCAUGAUCUUAAUGAGAUGUCAAUCUAUUAUAGAAAAUUAUUUCCCAGCAACAUGGCCAUUAUUAUUAUGGUAUUGUACUAUUGAUUUAUUAUGGUUAUUAUUAAUAUUUGGUUUAAAUAUGAUGACAUCACAUCAAGUGGCUAUCACCCCAUUGCACAAGCAAGUGGUUAUAAGGACUCAGUAGCUAAGUGGAUAACGCGAUGGCGUUUGGAGCGAACGGUACUGAGUUCGAGUCCCAGAGUGAACAUCAACUCUGAGAUGCAGGUACAUCCAGCUGACGAGUCCCAAACAGGACGAAACGUGCGUCCUGGAUUCCACUGCUAGCCACUAUCCAUCUCUGCUUAUAAUGCUUGUAAAUUAAGGCAAUAUCGAGGCAUACGCACAGUAUGCACAUUUGCCAAUAAGAGGCUGAUCAACUUCAGUCCUAAAACAUCAAUGGGAAGAUUCAAAUAAAAAACAAUAUCAAGUGAAUUAAACCACCAAAUUGGUUUUAAAAAUAUCAAAAUAUUGCAAAAAGGCCUUUCCAAUUACAAAGAAAGUAGAGUGGCUGAAGUGUUCCAUAUAAUGCUUAAUAGAAAAGAAGGCCUUACCAUACAUCCUACUUGGACUGUCUAUCCUAGCCAUUCAGUCUGAUCGUAUUUACAAUUCACACUACGAGAUUACAAAUUAAACUCUAUCCUUUCUUACCAUAAAGGUCACACAAGUUUUCAUUCUUAAACAAUGCACACAUACAUUCACAUACAAAUUUACAUACAUAUCACUUAUGAAUCACAAAGACAGAAAUGACAUGAAAUUAACUUGUUCAGACCUGUUUUUUGAUUAAUCAAAUAUUAUUGUUGCAUCGUUCCGUUGUACUAUUUAAACUUGGAUUAAUUUUAAUUUGGUUAAUUAUUCUCUAAAGAAGUGACUUACACUUAGUCACGAAACGUCAGAAAAUCUAGUUUUUCUACUCAUUGGAAUAUGACAAAUAUAUUAUUUUUUAUAAGAUAUAAGAUGGUUGAAUGAAAUGGUCAGUAAAGAAACAGGAGCUAGGCUACGGGUACUCAACAUAACUGUAGUCAUCUGGAUAAACUCCUGAAAACCGAACUAACAUAUCCUAAUUCACAAAUCACACCAUCUUCAAGUAUUACCAUAGUAACACAUGAUAAUGUUCAUCAUUGUUCACACAUAACAUUGUCCAUUUCAUUCAUACCUGUAUUAUUUUGGUAGUUUGUAAAAUAUGACAAUUAUCAUGGAUCUUUAACUGCUGAGCCUGAUGAUGUAAUCAAUUGUUCGUUUAAAUAUACCUUGUGUUUGCAUAUUCUGUGUGUAUUUUUCAACCGUUAGUUUUAAGCAUCAUAGCCGACCAUCAAUUCCUCUAUUUUAUCACGUCAAUCUCCUCUGAUAUAUAAUAAGAAUGUAAAACACGGAUUGCAAAUCAACGUACCCGAAUGGUGGUUUAUGAAGAUUGUAGUAAUUUAACGGUGGAAUUCAUGAUUCGAUCAAAGCUGGACCACAAUAGAGAAUUAGGAAGCAAUUGAUGGUCGUCUUGUUCUAGUAUGGGAUUCGUCAUCGUUUGCUCACUGGUGAUUGACUUCAUGAUGAAUUUCACGGAGUUCUACUGAGAAGACGUAACCAGUGGAAGUCAACUGUGUUUGCUGUGGUGCGUGACCGAGUUUUUGCAUGCGUAUUACUUCACGAACGUCAUAACUUCAUAAAUAUCUGAAACGAUAAAAAGCAUAGAUUGGCUAAUUGUUCUAUCAUAAAUAAAGAAUCUUUCGAAAAAUGGAAUAUUGUCAUACCAAUUGUACCUGUGCUUGUUUAAUAUGCUCUUUGUUUAACUGUGCUAAUGACAGCUAUAUUGUGCUUCCAUUAUUCUGCUUACAUUUUUGAUUAUGACUUCGCGCGAAUUCGGUUACGUUCUGUAACCAAGCUUGUAUCCUGGCACGAUCUCGAUAUCCUUUCGAUACCACGAGAUCGCCAGUGAAUAUUAUCUCUAUUUGAUCCAUUACCUGCCUUCUGAUAUUUGGCUUCCGGGGGAUUUUAUGGAUUUAUUUGGCACGUGUCUCUCUGUAGCGGUGUUCAUAGACAAUCUCCACUUUCACACCACGCUACAAACUAAUGGCUCGAUAAGGCACGGGAAACAUGUACGUUUAGAGAUAAGUGUCAUCGAUGACAAGCAGUUAUACACGAGAGUUAAUACAGGAGAUUCGAUAAUGAAAGUAGUUAAAGAGAGAUAUCAAAAAUGUUGAAGAGAUGC
Schistosoma bovis is the source of this 4008-nucleotide messenger RNA. Lineage: Eukaryota; Metazoa; Platyhelminthes; Trematoda; Strigeidida; Schistosomatidae. The record is from the annotation of a GenBank genome assembly.